ACAGAGCAUUCGUGCGACAAGGACAGAAUAUUCCAAGAUCGGCAGAGUAUGCCGAGGGAAGUUCUCCAACUGCGAUACAUCAGCGAAAAGUUCCGGUCUUCUGUCUAUCUGAUUCAAUGAUAAAUUUCCCUUAGGCCGAGGGAGGCAGCGCUGCAUUGAUGAGGGGAACCUCCUUGCGGACUCCAAUAGAUUGUGCAUGCUGUCGUCACAAUCUGUGGCGAUAGAUCGUCGGCCGAUGUGCCUGUGAAGUUGGAAAAGUUCCAAUCUUCAAUUAACGCGGAAUGUUCGGAUUGCUGAUUACCCCUCCCCCGUUAAGAUAGGAGCAUUGAUAAAACCAUCAUCCCGAGUGCAUCUAACAUAGACUAUUGAUCUGGCAUCGGAUCACUUUAUUUCCCGUUAUUUGUCAACAUCGACUUCCAUUUAGCAGCCUACUCAUCACUCAUCAUGGGCUCACUUGCACCAGCUUCGUGGGAACUCAAGGCCGACAAGCUGAGGAAGAUCCUCAAAGACUCUCUCAAUCCGAAAUGGCUCUUGGCCCCGGGAGACCUACCUUCCCCAAGCCAGCUGAACAUCUCCAAGUUCAUUGACACAUGCAAGCUAUUGACGCCAUGGGAGCAGGAGAUCACAGCAUGCAACGGCACCGAGCUAGUCCGCCAAAUGGCCGCUGGCAAGCUUACCGCCGUUGAGACAGUGACGGCUUUCCUCAAGCGCGCUCAUGUGGCUCAUCAGCUGACCAACUUCGCGACCGAGUUUCUGGUCGAUGACGCGUUAGCUACUGCUGCGAAGCUUGAUGCGCAAUUCAAGGAGACUGGAAAGAUUGUUGGGCCGCUACACGGUCUGCCGAUAUCCAUCAAAGAGCAUAUCGGACUCAAAGGCAAAAUUGUUCAUUCGGCCUACGUGGCUUGGGCUGACAACAUUGCCCAAGAGGACGCUCUAGUUCUUCGGCUGGCUGCCAAGGCUGGGGCUGUCUUCCAUGUCCGCACAAACGUGCCGCAGAGUUGCAUGCACCUCGACUGCAGCAAUCCCAUCUACGGCACAACGGUCAAUCCCUACAAUCGCAACCUCACAUCAGGCGGCUCCAGCGGCGGCGAAGGAGCGUGCCUCGGGCUACGUGGCUCUGUCUUGGGACUCGGAACCGAUAUUGGGGGUUCUGUGCGUGGGCCAGCGGCCUUCUGUGGCUGCUAUGGCCUUCGCACGACGGCUCUGCGCAAUCCUUACAAGGGUAUCUGCCUACCGGGCCUAGGCCAAGAGAGUAUCAAGUGUAUCUUGGGCCCGUUGGCGAACAGCAUUUCGGACAUUCAGCUAUUCGAAGAUGUUGUCCUCAAUCAAGAGCCUUGGGAUGAAGAAACAUCUCUGGUUCCUCUGCCUUGGAAGAAGAUGGAGCUGUACCAGCCAGGUCAAUUCACCGUUGGUGUUAUCUGGGACGACGGAAUGGUCCAUCCCCAUCCCCCAGUCAUUCGUGGCCUCAAGCACGCUGUCGACAAGCUCAAGACAGCUGGGGUGAAAGUUGUGGACUUUGAGCCGUACAAGCACAGCGAAGGCGCGGAGAUAAUUGAGCUUCUUUAUUUCCCAGACGCGGCUGAGACACAGAAGGAGGUGCUUGCAGAAGGAGGCGAACCAGUAGCACCAUUAACGGAGUGGGCUUUCCAGUACUCAAAGCCGGAGCCGCUCACCAUCAGAGAAAACUGGGAACUGAAUGUGCGAAGAGAGGCUUUCCGUGAAGAGUAUCACAAGACCAUGAAAGAUCGCGACGUCGAUUUCAUCCUGUGUCCCGCCUAUGUAGGUGUUGCUGCGAAAUGUGGCACACCUCAAUACUGGCAUUACACGACAAUUUGGAAUAUCCUUGAUCAGCCAAGCAUUACCUUCCCGACUGGUCUUCAUGUCGAUCCUGCUAUUGACGUGGUCGACAAAGACUACAAGCCACGCUCAGACACCGAUGAAAGAGAGUAUAAGAAAUAUAUACCGGAAGAGUUCGUAGAUGCUCCGAUUGCCCUGCAGCUUGCUGGAAAGCAUUUCCGUGAUGAAGAGACAGUGGCUGCAGCAGAUCUGGUGACAAAGAUCAUUCAAAGCUGAAAGCAAUCUGGCUACGAAGAGCUAGUUCAAUCGCUUGACUUACUUGGAUCCCCGGGCCGUGAUGAAUAGCAUAGUUGGAGUUCGUUUUCUAUCAAGUAGGGUGGGACAAAAAACACAGGCGGGGAAAAUGGCCCUGUUUCCGAACCUCGCUCACUGUGUGGAAUGACCCAAAUUCCUUGCAGAAUCCUUGGUACUCGGUACUCGCAGUUCAAUGAAGACCAUUUCAAUGUUCAACAGAUCAGGUGACGAGUAUAUUCAAGUCGUUCACCAUCCAAGAUCACUGAAGGAAGCAAACUGAUGUAUAAUUACCGGGUUGACAAGUGAAUCUCAG
Molecule: messenger RNA, 2404 nt
Organism: Colletotrichum godetiae
Lineage: Eukaryota; Fungi; Ascomycota; Sordariomycetes; Glomerellales; Glomerellaceae
Product: amidase signature domain-containing protein
Exons: 5
Coding region: 445-2073 (542 amino acids)
Source: RefSeq, a predicted model, not a curated record